Messenger RNA from Perkinsus marinus ATCC 50983, 1557 nucleotides. RefSeq lists its product as hypothetical. NCBI's taxonomy places the organism in Eukaryota, Perkinsozoa, Perkinsida, Perkinsidae. The coding region runs from base 1 to 1557 and encodes 518 amino acids. Gene Ontology annotation, biological process: nucleotide catabolic process. The record is from RefSeq and is a predicted model, not a curated record. The transcript is spliced from 2 exons. Gene Ontology annotation, molecular function: hydrolase activity.
AUGCCCGAAGCUUCUGUUGAUAAACUUUAUAAUAUCGGUUUAUCGGCCACCGGUGGUAAGGUGACGACCAAGGAGGACAGUGGUUGUGUGGAUCCUUUUAAGUUCGAUGAUAUGGUUCGUGAUCCUUCAUCUGCAUGGGGUAAUACGGCCCAAAUGGCAGGCACCUAUAAGUACCUUGGUCUGACUGCCGAUACUGAUGAGUAUAUCAGCUUGCUCCCCGGUGAUUUCGUUGCUAUGUCUUACCUCUCCUCCAUCACGUAUGGUCAGCAUAUGGUGGAUAUGAUGAACGCUGGUGAGGUUGACUUGGUGGCAUUUGGGAAUCAUGAAUUCCAGUUCAAGAAUAAGUGCCCUCCUGCAGACCUCGGUAACCAUCCCGAGUAUAACGAUGUGUGCGUUGCAUGGAAUAUGGCCACUGGCAACUUCCUCUACCUCAGCAAUAACGUCUUUGAGGAUGCUAAGAAGACCAAGCUAUUGGGUUCUACUCUGAAGGUCCCUGAUGAGAUCUCAUUUGUCAAUGCCACCGUGCCAAAGAACAAGAAGAUCUUCAAUGAGGAGACUAGCUACUACGCUCCCUCUGGUAAUUACUUGUUCAAGAUGGUCAAGGGCGAGAAGGUUUGCUUCACUGGUACCACUGAGGCGUCUGCUGAUGAGCCCAUUAUCGGCAAGGCCAACGUAUGGCUAUCGGAUGAGUACGAGGCCGGAGUAAACGACACGCGUGAGAUGAGUGAGGAUGGUUGCAACUUGGUUAUCAUCCUCACUCAUCAGCGUGAGGGUUAUGAUGUCCUCUUAUGGAGGAAGGCUGUUGUGGAAGAGGGUAUCAGGAUCGAUGCUAUCAUUGGUGCCCAUGAUCACUUCCCUGCUUUCUUGAAUCUUCAACACCCCACUAAGCCUGAUAUUAUAACUCCUGUGUGGAAGAUGGAUAUCCGCUCUGCCGAGUCCCGUGCUGGUAACGUGCUGGCUGAUCUAUUCCUACGUAACAUUUCAGCUCAUUUUGCGGCUCUUUGCGGUGGCAAUAUCCGUUAUGGUUUGAGUCAGAACUUCACAGGGCGCCUUCCCCUCACUGCAUUGGAUUUGUUUGAAGAGACUCCUUUCCUCGGUGGUAUGGUCUCCUAUGACGUAUCCUUAAUGGAGGUCUUUGGUUAUAUGAUCUAUUCGGCUCCAAUCGCCAUGGGUGGUCCUAAUGCGCCUCGUCCGGUCACCUCUGGUUUCGAGAUCGAGAUGGAUCCUACCUCUACUCAACAUGGUGGUGUGAAGUUCAUCCGUUUCACUGGUACGAGUCAUAUGGCUGGUAUUGUCAACCGUACCCAGGCUGAAUGUGGUCAUCCGACUUUGAAGUGUGGUGAGAUUAUUUGGAAUGCUGAGGAGGGUUGGAAGGUCGAUCCCCUCGCUAUGGUCGUCGUCGCUGUUCCUGCGUACAAUGCUAGAUACUCUCCGAACGACGCCCCCACCUUGCGCAGGUCGUACUAUUCAACUCAAAUGUCGGACCUGUGCAGACGUGGUGCUGAUAGCUACGCCAUCCUUACGCCGUUCUUCCUGCAAAUAUUAGCAAAGGCCUGA